This is a messenger RNA of Nematocida minor, 363 nucleotides long. RefSeq names its product large subunit ribosomal protein L23Ae. The record is from RefSeq and is a predicted model, not a curated record. NCBI's taxonomy places the organism in Eukaryota, Fungi, Microsporidia. The coding region runs from base 1 to 363 and encodes 120 amino acids. The transcript has a single exon. Gene Ontology annotation, cellular component: ribosome; cytosolic large ribosomal subunit. Gene Ontology annotation, biological process: translation; ribosomal large subunit assembly. Gene Ontology annotation, molecular function: structural constituent of ribosome.
AUGUCUAAGAAGCAGUACAAAAAAAGUAUUCAGUUGACCAACAGAGAGCUCAAGACCCCAAAGCCAAUGACGCCUGAGGAAAGAAUGAAGGAAAUCAACCCAAGACUGCCACAGGACAUAAUCAAGUGCGCAGCCAAGACAGAGAAAGCUAUGAGCCUAAUGGAGAAGAAGAACACAAUCAUCUUUGUGUGCGAUAUCAAAGCCACCAAGCCAGAAAUAAAGAAGGCAAUUGAAAGCUUAUACUCAGUUGCUCCCAAAAAAGUACACACAGCUAUCACCUUCAAAGGAGAGAAGAGAGCAUACGCCAUGUUCUCAAAUGAGCACAGCGCCAUAGAAAUAGCCAGUGCAGCAGACAUCAUUUAA